AUGUAUAAAUGCUUCUUUGGCGAAUCGAAAAAGGAAAUCGAGGAAAUCUGUCUUAAGGCCAAAAUACUGGACUCGUGGGCAUCUCCUGAAUUAAAGAAGAAACUUCUGAGUAAAGAGCACUCCCUAGACGAGAUUAUUGAGGCGUGUCAAGUCGAGGAGCAAAUUAACAAACAAGCCGAAGCCAUGCAGAAGCCAACCGUUGAGGCAAUAAACAAAAUUGUGGCUCGUAAAGCAAAACCGGGAGUGGAAUGUUCUAGGUGUGGUCGGAUGGGUCAUGGCAAUAGUGAUCCCGUUUGCCCGGCGCGACUCGCCAAAUGCAAUAAAUGCUCGAAAAUAGGGCAUUUUGCACGCAAAUGCAAGUCGAAACAAUAUCCUCAGCCUAAAAAUGGAAACCUCAAGCGUCGACUAGAUGACGAUUGUGCUGGAGAGGGUCGACCUGAUUUCAAAAGGAAUAAGGAAAGCUCGAAUUGCUUUAGAAUAUGCAGCGACGAGGAAGAAGAGCUUAUCAGCUGCAAAAUUGGAGGCCAAGAAGUUUCUCUUAUUAUCGAUUCUGGUUCGCGAUUCAACCUCAUCAGCCAUAUAGACUGGGAAACACUGAAAAGGAAAACCCCGGCGGUGUUUAAUGUGAGAUCACAUUCACAAAAACAAUUCCGAGGAUAUGCUUCUGAUCAAUUACUAGAAGUAAUUUGUGUUUUUGAAGCACCGAUAUCAGCGGUACCAGAUGUCGAGGUGAUUGCUACAUUUUUUUUUAUUAAAAAUGGACGACAGUCAUUACUGGGGCGUGAGACAGCCAUAAAGCUAAAUGUUCUUCGUCUUGGCCUAAGUGUCAAUCGGGUUGAAACGACCGCACCAUUUCCCAAAUGGAAAGGUGUCGAAAUAAAGCUGUGCAUUGAUCCACAAAUCAAGCCUGUUCAGCAGCCGGUGCGGAGGAUCCCAGUGGCACUUGAAGAUAAAGUUGCAGCGAAGCUGGAUGAAGCUUUGAGGCGAGACAUUAUUGAAUCUGUUACGAGUCCGAGUCGAUGGAUCUCCCCAAUUGUCCUGGCGUUUAAGGAGAAUGGCGAUAUUCGACUCUGCGUGGAUAUGCGUCUGGCGAACAAGGCAAUUCGUCGAGAAAUGUAUCCAUUACCAACAUUUGAAUCUUUUAUGACCAAACUUAAAGGUGCACGAUUCUUUUCGCGCUUAGACUUGAAAGACGCUUAUCAUCAGCUGGAACUGGAUGAAGACAGCAGGGAAAUCACAACCUUUAUAACACCAAUGGGACUUUUUCGAUAUAAAAGACUGAUGUUCGGAGUAAAUUCUGCUCCAGAAAUUUUUCAACGUCAUCUCGAGCAGCUAGAAACCGAAUACAGUAUCCUGCAUAUCAUCGAAAACAGUAUUCCAAAAUCGAUGACCAUCUCGGAAAUUGCUAAGGACUCGGUGAAAGACGAAGAAAUCAUUGAUGCGAUGGCCUGUGACCUCUCCUUCUGCGUGGUAAUCGUAUCGUUAUUCCAACAUCACUUCGAAAUCGGAUUCUUGAGCUGGCUCAUGAAGGCACCCAGGAGAAUCGGCCAUGAAAAGGCGGUUAAGAUCGAAAAUUUGGUGGCCUCGGAUCGACCGCGACGCUGA
Messenger RNA from Drosophila nasuta, 1605 nucleotides. RefSeq lists its product as uncharacterized. Lineage: Eukaryota; Metazoa; Arthropoda; Insecta; Diptera; Drosophilidae. The record is from RefSeq and is a predicted model, not a curated record. The coding region runs from base 1 to 1605 and encodes 534 amino acids. The transcript is spliced from 3 exons. Gene Ontology annotation, molecular function: zinc ion binding; nucleic acid binding.